Messenger RNA from Biomphalaria glabrata, 6881 nucleotides. Its product is annotated as kinesin-like protein KIF16B. The record is from RefSeq and is a predicted model, not a curated record. Gene Ontology annotation, biological process: microtubule-based movement. The transcript has 36 exons. Gene Ontology annotation, molecular function: microtubule motor activity; ATP binding; microtubule binding. Lineage: Eukaryota; Metazoa; Mollusca; Gastropoda; Planorbidae. The coding region runs from base 172 to 4191 and encodes 1339 amino acids.
AUGUCAUAACACUGACUUAAACAACAAUGGCGUUUUUUGUAUUUUUCUAGAGAAAUAAUGGAUACCAUUGCAUGGGAUACUGCUUAAUAUUUUUGUAAUUCAUCAAAGGUUUCAAUAUGAAAGAAAACUUACAUUCUUCUAAAUUUAUAUUGUUGAUAGAAAAUUCCAAAUAUGACUUCUGUUAAAGUUGCAGUGAGAGUGCGACCUCUCAAUUUGAGAGAGGAUGGCUUAUCUAGUCAGGUUAUUAUUCAGAUGGAAGGGGAGAAGACAAGGAUUGUUAAUCCUAAAGUUUCAGAACAUGCUGCUGAAGGAGAUGUUGGCAGAGAUGCCUUGAAGGUCAGAGAGUUUACUUUUGACCAUUCUUUCUGGUCAGUCAAUGAGAAUGAUUCUCACUAUGUCAGUCAAGAAGUGGUGUUCACAAGUUUAGGGGAAGAUGUAGUUCAGUCAGCAUUUGAUGGUUACAACAUUUGUAUAUUUGCUUAUGGUCAGACAGGCUCAGGCAAAACACACACCAUGAUGGGUUCAGAGGAUGACCCAGGCUUAAUACCUAGAUAUUGCAAUGCACUUUUCUCAAGAUUAAGUGAUAACACAGCUUCAUAUCAAAUUCAUGUCAGUUACUUAGAGAUUUACAAUGAGAAAGUGAGAGACUUGUUGAAGAAUGUCAACAGCAACUACACAAAGUCAACACACAAUCUUCGUGUCCGAGAGCACCCUAGGGAUGGUCCUUAUGUUCAAGAUUUAUCCAAGCAUUCUGUGAUUACUUACGAAGCUUUGGCCAGUUUGAUGAAGAAAGGAAACAGCAACAGAACCACAGCCUCCACCAACAUGAAUGAUGUCAGCAGUAGGUCUCAUGCUAUAUUUACCAUCACCUUUACACAGGCCAGAUAUCUAGAUGGUCUGCCCAGUGAAAGACAGAGUAAAAUCAACCUUGUAGAUCUGGCUGGAAGUGAGAGAGCUGAUGCAUCAGGUGCUACAGGCAUACGUUUGAAGGAAGGAGGUAGCAUCAACAAAUCUUUAGUCAGUUUGGGGAAUGUUAUCUCUUUAUUAGCUGAAAGAUCAGAGUCUGGUAGCAGAGGGAAACAUACUUUUAUUCCAUACAGAGACUCAGUUUUAACAUGGCUACUCAAAGACAGCCUUGGUGGAAAUGCUAAGACUAUUAUGAUUGCUACAAUUUCACCAGCAGACGUCAACUAUGGGGAAACAUUGAGCACAUUACGCUAUGCCAACCGUGCUAAAAAUAUUAUCAAUAGGCCAACUGUCAAUGAGGAUGCUAAUGUCAAACUUAUCAGAGAACUUAGAGAAGAAAUUGCAAGGUUGAGAGCACUAUUGGAAGGCAGUGGGGAAGCUUCACCCAAAGUCCAAGAAAAACUUCAUGAAAAUGAGGCAAGGAUUAAAGUAUUGACUGAAGAGUGGGCAGAGAAGUGGAGUGAGUCGGCCAAGUUGAUCAAAGAAAAAAAUCUUGCUCUUCGUAAAGAAGGUGUAGGAGUUGUGCUGGACUCCUCUUUGCCACACCUCAUCAGUAUAGACGAUGAUGUUCUAAGUACUGGUAUCAAGCUCUUCCACUUAAAGGAAGGAAUUACAAAAAUUGGCUCUGAAGAAUCUGAAGAAAGUCAGGAUAUCACUAUCUUUGGUGCUGGCGUGGAGCCAGAUCACUGCAUCAUUGAGUAUGUUGGGAAUAGUGUAGUAUUACAUCCAAUAGAAGGGGCACUUUGUGCUGUCAAUAAUCAUGUGAUCAAGGAGCCAACCAAACUUCAACAAGGUAUGGUGAUUACUUUGGGUCACUCCAAUGUAUUUAGAUAUAAUAAUCCUGAAGAAGCCAAACAAAUGAAGAAAAAUCUGCAAGUUCGAAAGUCUUCUUCUACCUUGAGUCUUCCACCUGGUGACUUAACCACUGCUCCGAGGCUGAACAUUCUGAGUCAGUCAAUGUCAGAACUGUAUCGGUCAAAUGAAAGUCUUGCACUCAAUGGUUCUGGAUGGGACAUUUCUUCAAAAACAUACAGGGAGGAUCAAGAAAUGCUGGAACAGAAAAGGCUUGAGAUCAUGGAACUAGAAGACAUGUAUGUGAAGAAAGAAGAACAAAGAAAAGAACAAGAGAAACAAAUCCUCCUUGAACUGGAAGAAAAGACCAAACAGCUGAGUGAAUUGGAAGAACAACUUGAACUGAUCAAGAGUAAAGGCAAUCCUUAUGACAAUCUUGUACAGUCUUUAAGAGAAUUGGACAGACAGGAGGAGGAACUUUUGGAGGACUUAAAAAUCUCAAAAGAUAAUUUAUUGAAGGAGAUAGAAAAUGUCACCUGGUUUCCAGAUCAAGUGCAGGAAGAAGCAUCCAUUGUUGAAAUUCUUCAAGACUUGGAGAGACAAAUGUCAGAGAAGCAAGGGGAGAUAAGCAGAGUGAAGUUGAGAAAGGAAGAGAAUGAGCACAUUUUGAGAGAGAAGAAGAAACAGCUAGAACAAGCUAUUGUGAAUGAAGAAUGUGCUGUUCAAACACUGAAAACAGACUAUGAGACUGAGGAGAGACAACUGCUUUCAACCAAUUCUAACCUUCUGCUGGAAACUCAGGACCUCAACAUCAGAGCCUCUGAGCUCAGGGCACAACAUGAUGACAUUGAAGAGGAAAACAGGAAAAGAUGGAAAGAAGAGUUGGAGGCUUUGAAUGAGCAUGCAUUAAAGAUAGAAGAGGCCUGGAAUGAUCUUAAAGAACAUGAAACUCAGUGUAAAAACAGGCUGCAGACCUGUUGUGAGACUGGUCAAGAGAAAUCUGAAAUAGAGGAUGAAUUCCAUCAGCUCCUGCAGGCCCGAAGUCUGCUCCAGAAGGAAGAGAAGAGCUUCAGUCAACACCAGCAGGAAGAGAUGGCCAGAGUGGAGAGGGAGAUAGAGACUUGGGAGAAGCAGAGGCAGGCUGAGCUGGAUGCUCUGGAAGUGGCAAGGCAACAGUUGCUGUGGCAGCACAGUGACAAUCUACAGCAGCUGUCCAGGGAGAUGGAGGAAAAACAAGUCAAAGUGGAAGAAAUGAAGGAGGCUCUGAAAGAUAUGGAUAUCAAACUAAGUGACUCUGACCCGGAAGUUCUUCAGUUGGAGAAUGAACUCAACUUACUGGCUGGAGAACGGGAAGAAAUGGAAAGAAAGACAGAAGAAAAAGAAAAGCAAAGAAAAAAUAGAAUAGAAGAACUUGAAGCAGAAAUUGAAUCAUUAGAAGAUAUGUACAAAGUAAAUCUGGAUGAAAUUCAGAAAGAAAGAUUAAGAUUGGUUGGCCUUCAAGAAGAAGUGCUGAAAAAAAUUGGAAUCAAUGAGAAGUGUAGUACUGAGCAACUUGAAGAACAUAGGGAACAGCUCAUAGAAAGAAAGAAGGAACUUGAGGAUCUGAAAGAGAAAUUAGAGUUCUCUGCCCAGCAACUGGAAGCCAGACAAAGAGAGUUUGAGGAAGAAAGAGACAGACAGCUGGACACAAUUGAGUUUGAGAAACUGAAGCUCAUGGACAUGGAGAGACAAGACAGGUUGAACAGCUUGGUGGAACAGGAAGUCAAGUGCCGUCUCUUUGAAGAAAAGUUAGAGCGUGAGAGACUACGCAAGAUUGAACGAGAGAAAGACAAACUAGAAAGAGAAAAAGAAAUCCAGAGAUUGAAAAAUAUGCAUCAAAAAGAAAUAGAUGAACUCAAAGCAAGGCUGGAUAUUAGUGGUCAUAACAUGUCAUCCAAUAGAGUCACACGUAGUCAGUCUUGUGAAACAAUGACACUGACAGAAGAAAAAAAAAAACUGAUGAGACAACUGACCUUGACAGAAGCCCCUGUACUGCUGAACAUUGAGAUUCCAACUUUCGUCUUGCGUGGGAGUGGCAAAGAUUUACAUUAUGAAUAUCUUGUUAAAAUAACUAUUGGAGAAGAGUCUUGGUAUGUUUUUCGACGCUACAGUAGAUUUAGAGAGAUGCAUAAUGCAUUAAAAAAGAAAUAUCCAUUGAUCAAUCAAUUGGUAUUUCCGCCAAGAAAGUUUUUCCACAAAAAUAAAAAAGUGGCAUCUGAGAGACGAAUGCUAUUAGAGGAAUAUGUGCGCCAUGCUAUAGAACUGUGUAUGAGGAUACCAGAAUGUCCACUCCACCCAUCUAAGAACAAACAUUUAACAAAACAAGUUUUUAUUGACUUUGAGCCAUUUUUUCGCAGAGGGUUGUUUGAAACUGCUAGAAAUUUAACCACAUAGAUAUUCUGUUUCCUGGCUGGAGUUUUUGUUUUUUCACACUAUUAUUAAUGUAAAGAAACAAAUAUAAAUUGAUAAUUAAUUUGUAUCUUUUUCAAAUGACAUGAACAAAAACAUAUUUUGUAAAAAAGAAAAACGGAACCCCAAACUUGACAGAGGUUGUGUGGAUGGAUGUGUACAUGCUCAUAAUGAGUUUGAGGAACUAUUAUUGCUGUGUUAAUUCAUAUCUAAUUUUGGCUGCAUUAUGAAAUGUUUGUUCCAAGCAAUGUUUUGUGUGAGUCUAAUGAACCAUUCCAGAAUCUUUGUGCCUUAUAAGUCAUUACAUUUUUUUUUGGGCCUUCAAACUUACAAGAGACAACGUGCAGCACAUUCAUGAAAACAUUUGUUCAAUAGUUGUUUCCAGUGUAGAUGUUAUUCAUCAAAUCAUUGGUAGAUUUUAUGGUACCAUGCAAGAAUGUAACCACAAUUCAUUAUAGUGAGCCAAUUAACUAUUAAAAAUAUUUGAUGAAAUAUUAUGCUAUAGACUUAUGUAAACUAUUGUUAAAGAAUCUCUCUAUAUGCAUUGACAACUUGCUUUAAAACAUGUGAGACUAAUUAGAUCCCAAACGUUGCUUUGUUAACAAAUAGAAAUCAUUUAAUUUGUUACAUUUAUCAAUAGUUUGAUGGAUACCAAAAAAAAAUAAUUUUCUGCCACAAGUCAACUCAAUAUAAUGAAGUGUGACUGAAACAAAAAGACAAAAAAAAAUGGGAGACAAUCAUCUGUCCCAUAGAUCACAAGGUCUGAAAUAGUUACUUUAUUUUUACUUUACAGUUUUGUCUUCUCAAACAUCUUUUACUAUAAAUCAGUAUUUAUGUUAUCCAGUAAAUUUCUCUUGAAAACAAAACAAAAUCAAUUCUCAGUGGCUUAAAAGACCCAGAUUCCUCAACUUACUGAUCUAAGGGAAAACAGUAGAUAUACUACUAGCUACUAUGUAUAUCAUGGUAUGUUCCAAUGAAUUCUACUUGUGUUCAUGUGCCUCAAAUGUUCUUAUAAAAGUUUUUUUUUAUUGUUUCUGUGUUAAAACAGACAUUUUGUUAUACACUUUUUUGCUAAAGCUUUUGAAUUGUGAACAGGUUGUGUGUAAGAAGUUUAUUUCAAAUAAACCACAAGUUACUUUUGAUUUUUAUUGAGUCACUUGGUGUUCCUUGUUACUAAAGACAUGGUAAGGGCUGUUUCAAAGUGUAUUAACCCACCAGGUGAGAGAGAAAAGCUGUGGCUCUAUAUCUUUGUUUUCUCUUGUUAGCAUGGACUGCCACAGCACUCUUGCCUAUAGGUAUAAACAAGCGGUACUUACAACAGUGUAAUUUGUGUCAUAGAAGUAUUAUUGUUUUAUUUGUAUUUUAUUCAGACAGUGAUAUCAAUGGAAUAUGAGUGCAAUAUGUUCUAUAUGUUAAGAGAUCCUAGUCAUUUGUGGACUAAUACUAAUGUGUCUUAAGCUAUUGAAUAUAAUUCUAAAUAAUGUGAACAAUUAUUUUUUUUUAAUGUUUGUUUUGCUUUUUAAUAUCAUUUUAGAAAAAAAGUUGUUCAUCUUUAUAAUUGAUCAAGAAAACAUUUUUUAGGCCCUGUGGGAUACAAAAAAAUAUGAGCGUCUGUUUUUUUUUCAUUAAAUUCUUCUCUAAUAGAAAUAUGUAUCCUUUGAAUAAACCAAGGCAUUGGUUCCCAAAACUUACUUGCAGUUUAUAGAGAAAGUUUAUCUCUUUGUUUUUUGUGCAGUACUUAUAGCUGGUGAACCAAAAGCCUCAAUUUGGUUGCUUUGUGGUAGAAAUGUGUAUUAAGUCUAGUUGCUUUAUUUUGAUUAGAAAGAUGACUAAUAUUGUUGUAUGUCAGCCACAUGCUCUGGAUAGAAAAGCAAAUAUUUUUUGUUUUGUUUCUCUUGGUGCUUUUUUGCCCUGUUGUUACAAUGCUAAUUUAUGAAUAUAUUUGUAUUCAUCCCCUCCCCCUCAAUUGGCUAGAAUUCUAAUGUAGUCAGAAUAUAGUUACAACUGUUCAAUAAUCUCUUUGGUGUGUUGUGAAAUGAAUUUCAUAACUACCAAAAACUUGUUUGCAGCAAAAUUAUUUAAUGGCUUUAUUUGUAAUUUUUUUUUCUGUAUCAAUUGACCAUGCAACAGCUACUGAUAUACAUACAAGGUGAUAACCAAGUAUGACAUUGUCUUGUAUAUGACAAGCUAGUCCUUUUCUCUUAUGAACAAAUGUAACUCUUUACUUAUUGAAAUCAUUCUAUCUAAAAAAGUUUUGCUUUAAAAGAAGAAAAGUAAAUCAAGUUGACACAUUAACUUCCUAGAACUACUGUGUGCACAACAUGAGAGUGCUUGUAACUGGAUAUUUUAAUGUGGUAGUUUUUUGUUUUAGUAACAGGUGUGGGGGUCAAGUUCAAGACUUAACCAUUAGAUUAUUGAUUUUAGUGUGGAUCAAUGUCUAGUUUUAUUUUUAGUGGAUUAUUGAACAUUAUAAUUUUUAAAAAUGUGAUAAAUAAAUGUUGUCCCUAAUAUGGCCUGGUAUUCAUCAUUGCUAUAAAAAAGAUUCUACUUAUCACAAAACACUAUUGUCUCUUAUUUCACUUGCUAUGUUAUUAUGAUCACUAACUCAGAUCUCACCAAUCUUGUCAUAUGUACAUCUUUCUUUUCCUGGAGCUUUAAUAAAUGAAAGAACAGCA